Messenger RNA from Magallana angulata, 2259 nucleotides. RefSeq lists its product as uncharacterized. The transcript has 8 exons. The record is from RefSeq and is a predicted model, not a curated record. NCBI's taxonomy places the organism in Eukaryota, Metazoa, Mollusca, Bivalvia, Ostreida, Ostreidae. Bases 1 to 2259 code for a protein of 752 amino acids.
AUGGAGGGAUACAGCUACGAAUUUUCUUUUAUGGUUCGACUAAUAUUGUCUUUGAUAGUAUGCCCUUACGUUUGUGGAAAUCUUUUUAAAGAAGUUUCAUCAUGUCCAUCAAGUGAAGAAGAGUGGAGACAUCGAUCUGAAAAGAAACAAUGUAAAGAACCUAUACCUGAUUUCAUGUGUGCCGCCGUUGAAAACCAGCCUGGGAGGUUUGGAGAAAUAUGUACAGUUGUUGGUCUUACAGGCAAAGGUAAAUGUGUGGUUUUGGAUGCAGACACGUACAAUUUAAAUUUCGUUGAAUGCUUCGCAACCUCUGGCUGUCCACCAAAUGCAUACAUAUCUUUUGAUUUGUAUAAAUAUCCAGUGUGUUAUAAGUACAACAGAGAAACAACUACUCUAACUUCGACAACUGGUGCCGAACAAGAUGAACAAGUAACGAGUACAAAUCCUGAAAAUACCGAACGAGAUGGAUCUGUUCACGCAAUCGCUUUCUCUACGUUCACAGUAUUUCUUUGUAUUUUAUUUGUAUUUCUUAUGCUUUUGAUGAAAAAAAGAUCUAAACAAAAAAAAGACUUGGAAAACAAUGAAGCAGACGAGCCUACAUUCCUGUUAAACGCAGACAGUAAAUUAGAGGCACUGUGUAAUCAAAAAAUAUCAAUCUUAGGAGGAUAUAUGAAAUUUCAACUUGUAAAACUUAGUAAAGUUAAGAACCUUCGAUUUCAUAUGGUAACGCAUUCCGAAUCGUUAAAACUCCAUUUCAAGGGAAACUUCGAUAGAAUGAAUUCAGGUACCGUAGAUUGGACUAAAUUUGAUUUGGAUACUGUAUACACCCUUCUGUCAAACUUUUGUGGAAUAACAUGUCCGGAUCGGGGCUGGGGCUACAAACCAACAGAUGAAGACCUUUCUGUGGGAGCAGACAUUGAAAGAAUAAGAAUCUUGGUUAACGAGUAUAUGGAUAGUAAAAUGUUUAAUGUCGAAGAGGCUGACCAGAUUAUCGAAAGAUGGAAUUGGCUAAAAAAGGGUGUUGAUUCCCGUGGUAUUAUUGAUUUUGAUCUCGAGACAAAAAUAAAUUAUAAAAAGCUAAAUCCGAAUAAUAUCGUGGAGCAUGGAACCGUUGUCACACGUGUCAUAUCAAAUAUUCUAGAAAAACUGAAAUCAAAGAAAAUUGUUACUUGUCGGGGAGCCAUUGGUUGCGGAAAAACGACUGCAUUGGAGUACGUUGCUAGAAAGUACAGGAAUGACGGAUGGACGACAAAAUGGAUAGAGGAAUUCGUGGACGAAUCUUUUUUUAACAAUGUAAUCGAGAGCAACACGGAAAAAAUUAUGAUUUGUUGUGACAAUUUGUUUGGAUCGUUCGGGUGUCAAGUAUUUUCUGAUAAAAUGUUUUAUAACUUUCACUAUUUUAUGCACUCGAUCCAUAAAAAUGAAAAUAAUAUCAAAGUGUUGCUCGGUAUCCAUGAGCACGUGAUUGAAGAGAUUUCCUCUAAACACUCUUUUGUUUCGCAAGAUUAUAAUGCUUUUGUAGAAAUGGAUAGCCUUUCACAGUCGGAAGCAUUACUAAUAUAUAUAAAGCAGCAAGAAAAAUCUAAUAUCAAACAGGAAUAUAUUCCAUUUGAGGAUUUUCUGGAGUUAAAUAAAAUUAGAUCUGCUAAUGUAGGAGCACCUUUCCAGACUUUGAUGAUUUCAGCGGCUCCUGGUGUCUUUGGCACAAAAGCAUUUUGCAAUCAACCGUUUCAGCUUCUGACAGAGCAUGUUACCGAACUUUUAUAUGACAAUGAGGAAAUGUUUUUUUCACUUUUGUAUGUUAUGUGUGUUGUGGUUUUCGAUAAGAGAGAGGGUUAUCUAAAAGAGGGCAUAGCUAAUGCAAUUUCUCCACGUCUAGACAAAAAAACCAUAGAACAUUACCUACCAGAAUUAGGCCCAUACAUUCAGAAUGAUGAUAACACCGUGAAAAUAAAACAUGAAGUGAUCUCAAUUGCCUUAUUUCAUACAUUCAUGAUGCAAUCGAAUAAACCUUGGUCUAUCUUCUCAUUUUGUGAUAUCAGAAGAAUUUUGGAACUCAUACGACCUGAUGACCAACUCAAUAAACUUCAUCAUUUUGCUGUUUCUUUGUCAGAAGAAAAGCUGUAUGAAGCAAGAAAAAUCAUAAAGACUAAAAAUUUUCACAAUGAAGUAGAUAUCAGAGGGCAUCCUGUAUGGGAGAAAUUUUCUAAACACAAAACUAACAUUUUUCAACGAAUCAAAGAAUCGGUAUUGACUUGA